UAAAACGAUUUAACUAUGAACUCAUUCCUUAUUUUCAGCAGCGUACCACAACGCUUUCCAUCAAAUCGUAAAAGAACAACACACAGGAUAGUUUCCAAAACUGGUUUGUUUAAUAUUGAAAAGUGGAAACAGCACAAAUACCAUGCGUUUCCCGACAUUGUCUCCAUUUUCAUCGAAGCGAGGUGGCGAUGGACCCUGGUGUACUGCUUCCUCACUUACAUGUCUACCUGGUUGAUAUUCGCGGGCAUCUGGUGGCUCAUACUCUUCUACCAUGGAGACUUCGAAGACGACCACUUACCGCACUCAUCCAAUACUACAGACUGGACUCCGUGUGUGCGGGAGAUCUACGGGUUCACUUCCACAUUUCUCUUCAGCAUCGAGAUCCACACCACGAUCGGCUACGGCACCAGGUCCUUGACCCUGGAGUGCCCCUCGGCCAUGUUCACCAUGUGCAUGGAGGGCAUCGUCGGCACCAUCAUGCAGUCUUUCAUCAUCGGGAUCGUGUUCGCUAAGCUGACAAGGCCGAAGGGACGCGCGCAGACUCUUAUGUUCUCGAAGAAUGCUCUCAUCAAUCAAAGGGACCGCCAUCUCUGCCUGAUGUUUCGGGUCGGUAACAUUCGGAAGUCCAGGAUCAUAUCCGUCAACUUCCAGGCUUACCUCCUGAGGCACCAGACGAGGCAGGGCGACCAGCUGAACGGGAGACAACUCAAACUGGACUUGUUGGUUGACGCGUGCAAUGACAACAUUUUCAUGUUCCCUUUUUCAGUUUUGCACAGAAUAGAUGAGAACAGUCCCUUGUAUUUUGUAUCGGCAGAAGAUUUGUUGAGAUCCAAGUUGGAGAUUCUUGUAGUUCUAGAGGGCACGAUAGAGUCGACUGGGCAGCCCGUGCAGUUGCUGUCUAGUUACAUCAACAAGGAGAUACUGUGGGGCCACCGCUUCGUCAACAUGAUAAAGUUCAGACACGACAAACAGGGGUAUGAAAUAGAUUAUUCAAAAUUUGAUGAAACUAUUCAAGUCAACACUCCACUGUGUGCAGCCAGCCAGCUACACGAGUUUUAUAUGGACAACAUUAGAUAUAAUUACAGUAAAAAUUCAACACACAAACAUAUCUGUUGCUGUGGAUCAUGUAAAAAUCUGGUAUACGCGCAUGAUGGACCAGCACUCUACAGUUAAUGUAUUUUAUAAUUUUAUUAACGAUAAAUUCAAUUCCACUAUAAGUUUUUUUAGUUCCACUAAGUCAUGAUACAUUGUCUUCAUAGCCCUCAUGUGUAUUUGUAAAGUUGCUACCUUCAUUUUCACUUUCAUUAUUUCCAAAGCACAGUUUUGUAUGUCACUGUUGAUUUUUAGUAAAAUCUUUUCGUUUUCUUUA
Plutella xylostella (diamondback moth) is the source of this 1369-nucleotide messenger RNA. Its product is annotated as G protein-activated inward rectifier potassium channel 3. The record is from RefSeq and is a predicted model, not a curated record. Gene Ontology annotation, biological process: regulation of monoatomic ion transmembrane transport; potassium ion import across plasma membrane. Gene Ontology annotation, molecular function: inward rectifier potassium channel activity. NCBI's taxonomy places the organism in Eukaryota, Metazoa, Arthropoda, Insecta, Lepidoptera, Plutellidae. Gene Ontology annotation, cellular component: plasma membrane.